Labeo rohita (rohu) is the source of this 3873-nucleotide messenger RNA. RefSeq names its product peroxisomal biogenesis factor 14 (gene pex14). Gene Ontology annotation, biological process: protein import into peroxisome matrix, docking. The transcript is spliced from 9 exons. The coding region runs from base 52 to 1176 and encodes 374 amino acids. Gene Ontology annotation, cellular component: peroxisomal membrane; peroxisomal importomer complex. Lineage: Eukaryota; Metazoa; Chordata; Actinopteri; Cypriniformes; Cyprinidae. Gene Ontology annotation, molecular function: signaling receptor binding. The record is from RefSeq and is a predicted model, not a curated record.
CACCGGUGACGCGUUAGCGUCCUUAGCCGUGUGGCUAGCAGCUCCGAGAAGAUGGCAUCCCCGGACCAGCCUGACCACCAAAAUCAGAACGCUGUUCCGCCCAGAGAAGACGCGGCUCCAAGAGAAGCGCUGAUUGCCACGGCAGUCAGAUUUCUACAAAACCAGCAAGUUCGUCAAAGCCCCCUGGCAACCAGAAAAGCUUUCUUGAAGAAAAAAGGUCUGACUGAUGAAGAGGUCGAGCUGGCCAUCCAGCGGUCCGGUAGUACAGAUGAGCCGCUGACUGUCGCCGUUCCCGGACCUGCACACAUCGCCCACCCUGUUCCACUGGCCCCAUACAGUCCCCCAGGUUACAGAUGGAGAGACUACAGCGCCCUGGCUGUCAUCCUGGCAGGAAUAGCCUUUGGCUUCCAUCAUCUCUACCGGAAAUACAUCCUUCCCCUCAUUAUGGGCAGCAAAGAGGACAAGAAGCAUCUGCAGCGGAUCGAGAGCAACAUCGCGGAUAUGAGUGGCACGCUGACACAGACAGUCACCCAGUUGCAGAUGACCCUGGCUUCGGUGCAGGAGCUGCUGGUCCAACAACAGAAGAAAAUACAGGAGCUGACACAAGAGCUGGCUAACUCACAGGCCUCAUCUGCCACCAACCGCAUGCUGGAGUCUCAGAGCAUCAGUGAACUCAAGGCUGAGAUUGUGUCCCUGAAGGGUCUUCUUCUCAGCAGGAGACAGUUCCCCGCUUCACCCUCUGUUCCCAAAAUCCCUUCCUGGCAAAUCCCUCUCAAACCCGGAUCGCUGUCCAACCCGCCCUCCGUCAACCACACCAACAGCAGUAGCGACAUCUCGCCCGUCAGCAACGAGUCGGCCAACUCCUCCCCCGUCAAAGAGGGAAACAGCUCCCAGGUCACCCCGUCCGGCUCGCACUGCCUCAACGGAGAAGUGGGCCUAGGCUCCAUUCUCCCACUGGACCUGAAAGACCAGGUCCGUAUGGAAGUCCAGGGGGAGGAGGAGAAGAAAGAGGACGACGAGGACGAAGACGAGGACGACGACGUGACCCAGGCAGAUGAGGAAGACCACCUGAGCGUGCAGACGGAGGACAGGAGGGGAGGCGACGGACAGAUAAACGAGCAGGUGGAGAAGCUCCGGCGUCCAGAGGGUGCGAGCAACGAGAGCGAGGUCGAUUAGAAAGAAGCGUCCGUCCGUUCGCUUCUCCCAGUUUCCUUACAGUUAAUUCAAGUUCUGAAAUCACACCCUCGUCGCAGUAAAACAGCUACCGUGAGCAUCAUUUUAACACUGUACGAAAGCGGCAGGUGAGGUGGAUUAUGUUCCUUUCACUGCAGUUCUUUACCCUUUUGACUUUACAACAUGCAAACUUUCAACGUGCAAACCAGAGACGGCACAAAUCUUCUGCAUGCCUGAACAAGCACAGCAACAGAAAUUUCUGGAAAGACGACAAGAUAAUUAUGACUUUUUGUUUUGCAAUCCAUACAUUUCCCCUAAAUGCUAGCUAGCACUUUUGCCAGAGACUGUAGUACGCCCAUUUAAGUCAUCAGUUGCAUUGUAGGGACUGUAGACGCAAAUCAGAGGCACCAAAGAAAUCAUAAAGUUGUGAUCUGAGAUUGUAGGAUUCAUUUCUACGCCAUUUCUUUUGUUUUGAUCAGCAGUAAACAGUUUUACACAGUUCCAACUCUGUUGGAUCAGCGUGUUUGUAGACCUUGUAAUCUGUCGUAGUGAAACCAACUCCGCUUCAGCAGUCCGUGCAACAACGAGGCCUUGUGAUUUGUGAUCAGAGCGAUGGUGGAUUCGAGAUUUCUGCGGGAGAACGAAAGAGAGGGAGGGAAAACACGUAUGGGAACGCAGACAAUGAGGCGAAAGAGAAAUGUGUUUGUCUCGGUUGUAUCUCUCCAGUCUCCAGCAGGGUAGCUGAUUUGGUUUAUGAAGUAUGUUAAUAAUCAAAUGAUCGACAAAUAACAGAUGUAUUAGUUCAUGCGGCUUGAAAUGUCAAGGAGGCUAAAAUCGGAAAUCUAAUACUGAAAGCCUGUUAUAUUGUAUUAUAUUACAUGACAAACCCUCCAGUCCAAAUUAUAUAGGCCUCCUGCAGUGAAUAAUCUUAACAUGAAACGGUGCUGGGGUUUUGUAAUUAAACUGUGUAAAACAAUGGAUGCUUCAGCGGAGGUGCUGACAGUUGUGCUUUUCUCUUUGGGGGCUUUUCUCUCAGAAAGUCCUGAGAGGAUUAAAAAAAAAGACAAAAAAAAAAUUUCCCCCGUGAUGCAAAUGGAGAGUAACGUAUGAAUAUUUAACUAAUGAAAUUACUCACUCGUCAGCUGAUGAGAAACAAAGCCAGAGAGAUCCUGGAGUGAGAACUAGAGCGGCAGAUCCAUUGUGACAUUUUCACAUUUAACAAAUGACCUUCAGAGUAACCGGAUUACAGCGCAGCCAGGUGAAUUGUGGGUCUGCGGCACAAUGCGAAGGCACAAUGAAAGAGCUCAACUUGUCUGGCCAUGUGUGUACGUCGUCUUACUUCCUAGACUAGGGAUGGCUUAACACUAACCCACACAUGAAUAGCACAUAUUCAUAUGAUACAAUGACAAUAGAAACCGCGUGUGUUCAUUUGAUAUGCAGUGAUUUUUUUUUUAACUCUUGAUUUGAAAAGCUACAAAUGUGAAGUGAACAUUAGAGGAAUAGUUCAGCCCCCAAAAAUCUGUGAUUUACUUAAAUGAUUAAAGGAGAAGUUUACAGAUAAUUUACUCUCCCCCUUGUCAUCCAAGAUGUUCGUGUCUUUCUUUCUUCAGUCGUAAAGAAUUUGUUUUAGGAUUUCUCUCUAUACAAUGGACUUCAGUGGUGCCUACAAGUUUGAACUUCCAACAUGCAGUUGAAAUGCAGCUUCGGCUCUAAACAAUCCCAGCCGAGAAAAAAGGGUCUUAUCCAGCUAAACAAUUGGUUAUUUUCUAAACAAAAUGUACAAUUUAUAUACAUUUUUUUUUUUUUAACCUCAAAUGCUCGGUGAUGUGCAUGUGUACUCUGUGUAAUCUGGGUCAGUACAGUUAGGGUAGGUUGAAAAACUCCCAUCUCGUUUUCUCAUCCAACUUCAAAAUCAUCCUACAUCGCUGCAGAUGUACACUCUUAAAAAUACAGGUGCUUCACAAUUCCAUAGAAGAACCUUUUUUAAGAACUUUUUUAACAUCUGAAGAAAGGUUUUUUAAAGCAAAAGAAGGUUCUUCAGGUUAUAAAAAGUUAAGAAAGAUGGUUCUUUAAUGGUUCUUUAAAGAACUUUUGACUGAAUAGUUCUUUGUGGCACCAAUAAUGGUUCUUCUAUUCUACUCUUUUAAAGCACCUUUAUUUUUAAGAGUGUACCAACCCAGUGUUUGCAAAGUGAACGUGCAAAGAUCAAACGCCCUUUACAAAAAAAGGUAAAACAGUGAUGUAGGUUGAUUCUGAAGUUGAAGGAGAAAAUGAGAUGGGAGUUUUUUGACAUACAGUAACUGUAUUGACGCGGAUUACACAGAGUACACAUGAACAUCGAAGAGCUAGACAAGACGAGUAUUAGAGGUUAAAAAGUAUAUCAAUUGUAAUUUUUUUUAGAAAAUAACUGUUUCCCUAGAUCCUUAUUCGUCGGCUGGGAUCGUUUAGAGCCCUUUGAAGCUGCACUUAAACUGCAUUUCGGAAGUUCAAACUCACAGGCACCAUAGAAGUCCACUAUAUGGAGAACAUAAUUUCUUUACGAAUGAAGAAAGAAAGUCAUAAAUGUUUCGGAUGACAAGGAGGUGAGUAAAUUAUCUGUAAAUUUUUGUUCUGGAAGUGAACUUCUCCUUUAAACCUUUAUGCAGUCUUUUAUAUUUUUGUGGAACGCUAAAAGAUACAUUUUGACAAUUUCACACUGCU